This is a messenger RNA of Pygocentrus nattereri (red-bellied piranha), 1432 nucleotides long. RefSeq lists its product as uncharacterized. The coding region runs from base 170 to 1432 and encodes 420 amino acids. Gene Ontology annotation, biological process: cell-matrix adhesion. The record is from RefSeq and is a predicted model, not a curated record. The transcript has 33 exons. NCBI's taxonomy places the organism in Eukaryota, Metazoa, Chordata, Actinopteri, Characiformes, Serrasalmidae.
GGUGGAACGCAUAGCAGAUGGUGGAGAAAGAAAAUGCAGGUUCAUCUUGAUUGAUGGCUGCAUAGUUCAGGUAUUUCUGUCAUCGCUUAUAUACAUUCUUCCCAUCGGGUGGUGAUCACAGAGUGGCUCCAGACACUGCGCUAGUCGCCUACAACCUGAUCUUCUCAGGAUGGGGUAUCUGCUUCCACUGCAUUUGGCCGUCCUGCUCUUUAUGAGCGGAGUGACGAAGACUUAUGGAUCCACAACAGCUGAACAAGUGGACAUCGUAGCCACAACAGUUGAACAAGCCACAACACUUGAACAAGUGGACAUCGUAGCCACAACAGAUGAACAAGCCACAACAGAUGAACAAGCCACAACAGAUGAACAAGCCACAACAGAUGAACAAGUGGACAUCGUAGCCACAACAGAUGAACAAGCCACAACAGUUGAACAAGUGGACAUCGUAGCCACUACAGAUGAACAAGUGGACAUCGUAGCCACAACAGAUGAACAAGCCACAACAGAUGAACAAGUGGACAUCGUAGCCACAACAGAUGAACAAGUGGACAUCGUAGCCACAACAGAUGAACAAGUGGACAUCGUAGCCACAACAGAUGAACAAGUGGACAUCGUAGCCACAACAGAUGAACAAGCCACAACAGUUGAACAAGCCACAACAGUUGAACAAGUGGACAUCGUAGCCACAACAGAUGAACAAGCCACAACAGUUGAACAAGCCACAACAGAUGAACAAGUGGACAUCGUAGCCACAACAGAUGAACAAGUGGACAUCGUAGCCACAACAGAUGAACAAGCUGAACAAGCCACAACAGUUGAACAAGCUCCAUUCAGGCUGUUCUUCCCGGUUCUACCUGGUGCUGUUCGUGCUGUUACCUAUGAUGGAGAUAAUGAACUGGUCCAGCUCACGCAGCCAUUCUCCUACUUUGGAAGAGACUACACACAAUUAUAUCUCAGCAUGGAUGGUUUCCUUUCUUUUGAGCCCUUCAACUUUGACAGCUAUGUCCCAAUUUCACACAAGGAUAUCAUCGCUCCACUGUGGACUGACAUUGACACUUACACCAGGGGAAACAUCACCUACCAACAAGCAACAAGUGGACCACUUAUAGCACAAGCUACAGCAGAAAUUAGACAGAUGUACCCCAGGUCGGACUUCACUGCUGCCUGGGUGUUCGUUGGCACCUGGGAGAAGGAGGUGACUUUCCAAGUAGUCCUGAUCUCUGAUGAAGACAGUGACGUCUCCUUCAUCCUGAUGAACUACGGUCAAAUUCCAAACAAUCCACAAGUCUGGAUGGCUGGCUAUCAGACAGAGGACAAUGUCUAUCAGUUCAGGAUUCAGGCGGCCAGUACCGCUGACCUGUCCAGAACUUCCAAUGUUGGAAGGCCUGGUCGCUGGGCUUUCCGUGUUGAUGGUACGAUUUCUAGAGAAUGA